Daldinia childiae is the source of this 1101-nucleotide messenger RNA. Its product is annotated as Phosphatidylglycerol phospholipase C. Gene Ontology annotation, molecular function: phosphoric diester hydrolase activity. Bases 1 to 1101 code for a protein of 366 amino acids. Gene Ontology annotation, biological process: lipid metabolic process. The transcript has 4 exons. Lineage: Eukaryota; Fungi; Ascomycota; Sordariomycetes; Xylariales; Hypoxylaceae. The record is from RefSeq and is a predicted model, not a curated record.
AUGGCUAGAAAGAACGUCAAGCCAGCUGCCAUGUCUAAUGAGCAGACACCGUUGUUAAAAAACGAUGGCGAUAUCAUCGGGAACGGGACGUUGGGUAUGUUUUAUCCUGAAGAGAGGAUACCGAAUAUACCCCGAGUUCGCCAAGAACACCGACCCCGUAACCAAGUCUUUGCUAACCGUUCCCGUGUCCGACGAGCAGCAGGUAUUCCCGCGCCCCGGUCCCGCGAUGCUACCUACCUCCGACCACGGCGUCCGCCGCAGGCUAUAGCCCAUCGAGGCUACAAGGCUCUGUUUCCCGAAAACACGAUGCUGGCGUUCCGGGCCGCUGUCGAGGCCGGCGCGCAUGCUAUCGAGACCGACCUGCACUUAUCCAAGGACGGCUUACUUAAGCAAACUGCGUACGGUGCGCGAGCCCCCGCAGCCUAUGCCGCAGCUCGUCAGCUGCUGGAGUAUCUGAAUCAGCCUGAGCUACAGCACAUUUGGAUCAUGCUUGACAUCAAGAGGGACGACGACCCAGCCAUGAUCAUCCGACGAACAGCGGAAACACUAGAUUCGGUGCCGGGGAUUCGGCCGUGGCACGAGAGAGUGCUUCCUUGUUGUUGGACUGCGGAAUACGUAAAGCUAAGCAAGGAAUUCCUGCCCAAAUAUUCAGUCGCACAUGUAGGCUUCUCAACCACAUAUGCGCGGGCUCUAGCGAAGCACGAGCCUAGCCUGUCGAUCAGUAUGCUAUACUAUUCCCUAGCGCUACCUAUUGUCGGCACGCGCUUCAUCCGGGACGUGAAAAAGGCGGGACACCCGCUACAUUCCUGGACUGUGAACGAUGAGGACCGUAUGGAGUGGUGUGUGCGCAACGGGCUCGACGGCGUCGUCACGGAUGAUCCUAAGUUAUUCCUUGAGGUGUCUAAACGCGUCGCGGAGGACGAGGCGAAGAACGAGGGUACGGCGGUUCGUAGGAAAUUAUCUAGCGUGUCCCUGUCUACGCACGCGUGGCGCGUUUUCGAGUGGACGCGGUAUAUACUCGGCAUGUUCAUCGUCGUGAAUAUUUAUCUAUUCAAAUACGGGCUGCCGUGGACGCAGGUGCCGAAGGUGUUGGGGAAGUAA